Neurospora hispaniola is the source of this 648-nucleotide messenger RNA. RefSeq lists its product as uncharacterized. Lineage: Eukaryota; Fungi; Ascomycota; Sordariomycetes; Sordariales; Sordariaceae. The record is from RefSeq and is a predicted model, not a curated record. Bases 1 to 648 code for a protein of 215 amino acids. The transcript is spliced from 3 exons.
AUGAAGUUCUCUCUCGCUGCCGUUAGCGCCUUCGUGGCUUACGCUCUCGCUAAGCCCGCCAUCACCAACACUGACUUCAACAUCCAAGAGGGCGUCGAUUAUACCCUUAAGUGGAAGGAUGCCACUGCUCCCAUCACCAUCACCUUGAUGACUGGCCCUGAUGCGGAUCAUAUGACUCCCUUCAAGACUAUUGCUUCCGGCGUCACCGGUGACUCGUACACCUGGACUCCUGAGGAUGUUCCUUCCGGCACUUAUGCCUUCAAGAUCGCCGAUGGUGACUCCAAGGCGGACGAGAACUACAGUGUCCGCUUUCCCUAUGUUGGCAGUGCCGCGGCCACUACCGGCGCUUCGAGCACCCUGAGCACUGUCACCAAGACCAGUACCUCGACCAUGGUCUCCUCCACUGUUGAGUCGAGCACCAUUGUAUCAAGCUCCGCUGCCUCCAGCACUGAUGCUAGCAGCACCGUCACCUCUGUCGCUUCUUCCGCUGCCACCACCACCACCACCACCACCAGCAGCACCCAUGCCGCUAGUUCUACCGCUUCUGCCCCUACCAACAGCCCCCCCAACACCAACAAUGCUGAGCGUUUCGCUUCUCCUCUAGCGCUCAUCCUCGGAACCGUUGCUGCCCUCGUCUUCUUUAACUAG